Molecule: messenger RNA, 330 nt
Organism: Tremella mesenterica DSM 1558
Lineage: Eukaryota; Fungi; Basidiomycota; Tremellomycetes; Tremellales; Tremellaceae
Exons: 2
Coding region: 1-330 (109 amino acids)
Biological process (GO): tetrahydrobiopterin biosynthetic process
Molecular function (GO): 4-alpha-hydroxytetrahydrobiopterin dehydratase activity
Source: RefSeq, a predicted model, not a curated record
AUGCAUCGUUUGGUGAAGAUAUACUUGUUUACCGAGUGGAAAAAAGCUGUACGGUUCAUGAGAAGGAUUGAAGAGCUUGUUGAAGAACAUGACCAUCAUCCUAGUAUCCUCAUCUGUCCUGCAUCAGAUCACCCAAGUAAGAAAUGGUCACAAGCGAAAGGGUACAUUGUCGAAGUUUCUACUCAUACUCAUACGCCUUUAUCGUACAUAGAACCGGGGACACCAAAAAAAGCGACGGAAGAUAAGCCUUUGCCAGGGAUAACGGGGAAGGAUCUUGGUUUUGCGCAAGAGUUGGAGGAGGUUCAUCGAGAGUUGAGUAGGAUGGUUUGA